Messenger RNA from Girardinichthys multiradiatus, 4330 nucleotides. RefSeq names its product epsin 1a (gene epn1a). The record is from RefSeq and is a predicted model, not a curated record. Bases 1051 to 2976 code for a protein of 641 amino acids. Gene Ontology annotation, molecular function: clathrin binding; phospholipid binding. Gene Ontology annotation, biological process: endocytosis. Lineage: Eukaryota; Metazoa; Chordata; Actinopteri; Cyprinodontiformes; Goodeidae. The transcript has 13 exons. Gene Ontology annotation, cellular component: clathrin vesicle coat; endosome; plasma membrane.
AUUGGAGCGGAUAUUUUAUGACCUCAAAAGCCAAACUUAUCAAUACCUUAUUAACUAACUGCAGAGAAUAUUAAGUCUCGGCAGUUGAGUCUUAACAUUCUCCUGCUAUCUCUUUUAGUGAACAUUUUUUAGAGAAUAGUCUACAUGUGUAUUUUGCCACAUUUGUGUCAGAGUGCGGCAGAAUAAUAAAGGUUUUCCUGGAAUAUGAAGGAAUAGAAAGAACAGCCUUGUGCCAUGGUUACUUGGCAAUGCUUAGCUGCAUAAUUAAAGGAAGAUGUUCAUUAAAUUACUUGAUUGAAGGGAUUUGAGAGAGUUAGUUAUGAAAUAGUCCAACUGGGUGGUAUUUUUUUAUUCUCAGUAUAAAUGCAGCUAUUCCAUGGAAACUUCAGAAGUUUGUUGGAGAACAUUAGUGUUUGAAUGGAAUCAUGAAGACAAAGGUCAGUCUAGAUAAGUCAGAGAUUAAGUUGUGGAGACAGUUGAAACAGAGUUAGGCUAUAAAAUACACCGGCCUUUGAAUGUCUAAAAGAGUCCUGUUCAGUCCAUAUUCUGAAAGAGGAAAGACUGUGGCACAGCUCCAAACCUACCAAGAAAUGGCCAUCUAUAACGGGCUGGACAAGGGGAGCAUUUUUCAGAAAAUCAGCUAAGAAGCUCAUUCUAAAUUUAACGUUUUGGCCUACAUGCAAAACACAGUGUGUGGUUAAAAACCUAACGAUGGCGUUAGUUUUUUGGAGCGGAUAUUGAUGGUCAGUGAUGGACCAUCACGCUGUGGGCAGAAAGCUGGUCGGUGUUCAUGGGAAGAUUGGUGGAGCUAAAUACAGGGCAGGGACAGACUGGCAGAGGUUCACCUUCCUGCAGUUUCCACCUUCCAUCAUCUGUGGUUCUCAGACCCAAUGUCGCCACGGGAAGAAAAAGAUAAACUGAGACAAAAAGCUCCAUGAAUGAGUGGUGGACAAGGUUGAGAAACAGAGGUUUACCAAGAGGGAGACCCUUUCUUUGCUUCAUACUUGAGUAACAGAUAUUGAUACAGAAGUCUGCGGCUAGACAGUUGCCAUGUCGACCUCUUCGCUGCGGCGACAAGUGAAGAACAUCGUCCACAACUAUUCAGAGGCUGAAAUCAAGGUUAGAGAGGCAACGUCCAAUGACCCAUGGGGCCCCAGCAGCUCUCUUAUGUCAGAGAUAGCAGAUCUGACCUACAAUGUUGUGGCCUUCUCAGAAAUCAUGAGCAUGGUGUGGAAACGACUGAAUGACCACGGAAAGAACUGGAGACAUGUGUACAAGGCUAUGACUCUUAUGGAGUAUCUGAUCAAGACGGGUUCAGAGCGUGUUGCCCAGCAGUGUCGAGAAAACAUCUAUGCAGUCCAGACACUCAAGGACUUUCAGUACAUAGACAGGGAUGGCAAAGACCAGGGUCUGAAUGUGAGAGAGAAAGCUAAACAGCUGGUGACGUUGUUAAAAGAUGAAGAGAAACUAAGAGAAGAGAGGAUCCAUGCCCUUAAAACCAAAGAGAAAAUGGCACAGACCACCAGUGCCUCCUCAGCCCCCUCAGCACCAAACCUUGGGGGCAAUCUAUCUGUGGGCUCUCAUUCUGGAGAUCCUGAACAGGCAUGGCCACAAAGCUCUGGCGAGGAAGACCUGCAGCUUCAGUUGGCGUUGGCUAUGAGUAAAGAAGAGGCAGAGCAGACUAGCGCGGACCCUCUGGAGGAUGCAGAGCUUCGCCAUGCAAUCACAAUCAGCAAAGAGAUGCACCAAAAGGAGGAGCGGCUGCGGAGAGGGGACGACCUGAGACUGCAGAUGGCCAUUGAGGAGAGCAAGAGAGAGAAACCAAAGGCAGAAGAGAGUGCUCUGUUGGAGCUGAGUGCAGUGGACCCCUGGGGGGCUCCUGCUAAUACCACUGUGAGCUCUGCCGGCCCUUCGCCUCCUCUCACACUUUCUGGCCCCUCGGCCUCCGGUCCAUGGGGUACAGCUCCCACAGAUCCAUGGGGAGUAGCUUCACCCACAUCCCCUACAAACACCGACCCCUGGAGUGGAGGAGCCGCACCCACUAUAGCCCCUCCUCCAGACCCCUGGGGGGAGACAUCCCACAAAGUUAACAACGUCGACCCCUGGGGACACUCAGCUGUGACCCCACCCAGUGCUGACCCCUGGGGCUCCCCUGUGCCACCCAGCACGUCCUCCUCAGGGGGACCGGUGGACCCCUGGGCAAGGGAUGAGCCUGUCCCUGCCUCUGACCAUAUCACCUCCGACAUCUGGAGUGGCACCGCCAAACACACUAAUGGCACAGGGGAUCCAGAGCGAAGAGGCUCUUCAACAACAGGCUCACCAAUUCCCUUCGACCUGUCAUCGCUCGGCUCUUCACUUCCCGUUCGUAAGACUCCAGAGUCGUUCCUCGGCCCUAACGCAUCACUCGUUGACCUUGAUUCCCUAGUGUCGUCUAAACCCAAACCCAAACAGCCGCCGCCUCCUUCCAUCUCGUCCUCUUCAUCGAACAACCCCUUCCUCCAGAACACAGGCUCUUCUCCUGCCCCUGGCAUGGCGGUGACUCCAGGCAGCACCAUUUCCAGCAGGGGAGUUUCACCAACACCCGUCUCCUCCAACCCCUUCGGCGUGGCUCCACCCAUGACCUCCAUCUCUCCUCAGCCCUCGUCCCUCGGCCUAAGCGGCCUGCGUACCAGUCCUGUGCCUCCCAAUCCCAUGCUAGGCAUGGUUCAACCAGGAAUGGGCCUGGGGCCGAUGAGUGUGGGAAUGGGGGCUCCCGGAAUGGGCCUGGGCAUGAUGCAGGCCAGCCCCAUGGGAAUGCCUUUCAGCGGGCUCUCCCCAAUGGGACCCCCGGGCUCUGCUCUUCUGGGGUCUGGAGCUAUGCCACCCCCUCAGCAGAUUUUGGGCGGGCCCUCAGGAGCAGGAGGAAUUAUGGGAGCAGGAGGAUCUAUGGGAGGUGGAGGAACGACGGGAGCGAGCACCAACCCUUUUCUUCUUUGAGGAAGUGUCACCACUACUUUGCUCACCUUUCUGCCUCAGCUGUCAUACCUGCUUCCCCUUCAUUCAUAACCCCUCUCCCCUUCAACACAAAAUGUGUCCACGAAGUAAAAUGUCUACAUUAAAAAGAACAAAAAUCUAGUUUAUUUUCCUUCCAAAUAAUAGUUUCAUUUGAAAUUAAUUUCCCACUUUUUGUCUCUUUCAUUUCAAAAUUGGAUAUAUUUUUUUUGUGUCAAAUAGAAGUAUUUAUUUUCAAUCUGCUUCUGUUGUGUAUUUUCUGUCCAGUCUUGAGAUGAUUGUAAGUCAGUAAGCAGGGAGCUUUUUCAGUAGUGUCACUCUCUACUCCUAAUACUACUGCACACAAGAGGGAGCCGAAGGAAGAGGUCGCACAGCCACUAACGAACUGAACAGAGAAACUGUCUGCCUGCCUCCUCCCUCUCUCUCUCUUUGUCUAGAAUGAAAACAAACACUGAAUCGCUGAAACGAAACGAGUGCAUGAAGGAUCGUUUUUAACGGACCCACCCACCCCCACACCGACUGAUACACGAACUGAAAAACCUGCAUUAACAUUUCGGUCACAAUGUGGUCAAACCGUUUCAACCAGUUCACUUUUAAUUUAAUGUUGAGUGUAAUUUAUUUUUCUCCAAUACCUGGGAACAAAUAAAUAAGGAAGAUCAUGCAAUGAUGCCAUUUAAAUCAGAUGCUUAUUUUUUAUUUGUUUUGAUCCUACUGUUGUAGAAAACUUUCCAAAAAAAAAAAAAAAAAAAAGCUCUGAUGGCAGGAAAAAAAAACUUGUUGAAUGUGUGUACGAAUGAGAACACAUUGUUUAGCAGCGUUUGUGUUUGCUCCAGUACUUUGUCCCGUUUCUCAUGUCCGAUCUCAUUUCAGCGACUGAAUGGGGAAAAAAAAAAAAAAAAAAACUUUUCUGAAAAUGAUCAUCUGUGAUGUAUGGUUGGAUUUCAAAUGAGGUGUUUUAUGGGUCGUGAUUUUUCUGCCAAUCUUUAUUUUUCUUGUUAAUCACCUUUUUCAUCGGGGAUACCUGGAAUUAAGGUGUCCCAAAGCAACACUGUCCACAUGUUUCACCAUCUCCCUUUUUCUCUGUAAAGGGAGUUCAGCAGAUGCUUCUUAAAAGAGACAAUUAUUUCAUUGAGUGAAAGGAGACAAAACAGGGACAUGAAAACAUGCUCCAUACUGCUCUUUUAAUUUAGCUGGAUGAAUUUAUUAUUUUAUAUCAAGAGAAGUAUCUUUUAUCGGGUAAGUUUGACUUUCGUGUGGUGUCAACUGUGAACAUUCACAUUUGAAAAGAAAAAUGGAGAAAAAAAAAAUCAAAUUUAUGAAAUAAAACAAAAACAGGGAA